AUGUCCCACUUGCAUGUUCGCGAUGGUAUCUCGACUGUCCAGCCGCCCCUGUCUCAGGCUAUUGGAUAUGUUGUUGUCGUUGUGAUUGGCGUAAUCAUAGCUCUUGUGAUGAUGCUUAUAACAAAAGUCUUAAAAAAAACCACUGGAGAAGAUAAUGAGAAAACAGAAAUGUUCAUGACCGCAAACCGUACGGUCCGCACAGGGUUGACUGCCUCGGCGGUGAUAUCGUCGUGGCUCUGGUCAACCGCUUUACUUGGCUCCUCGUUCGUUGGAUAUGAAUAUGGUGUUGCAGGUCCUUUUUGGUUCGCAGCUGGUUGUAGCCCGAUGAUUGUUUUCUUUGCGUUGUUGGGAAUCUCAUGCAAGAGGAAGAUUCCCGAGGCACAUACCUCACUCGAGGUUGUUAGAAUUCGAUACGGACGCGUCGCCCAUGUGGUUUUUAUGAUCCUUUGCUUGGUGAACAAUAUAUUCGCUUGCGCAAAUAUGCUGCUUGGUGCGGCUGCGGUCAUUACCGCGGUAACUGGAAUGCAUAUUAUCGCAGCUACAUUUUUGCUGCCGGUCGGAGUGACUGUCUAUACUUUUGUCGGUGGAAUCAAAGCAACCUUCCUAACAGAUUAUUUUCACACGGCUAUUAUCAUGAUCAUUGCAUGCUAUUUUUCCGUCAAGGCAUUCUCCACUGAUCAAAUUGGCUCCGUAGGCGAUCUCUUCGACCUUCUCCAGGCCGCCGCACAGCGGCAUCCGGUCUCCGGUAACCAGGAUGCCUUCAUGCUCCUAACGACUCCAAAGGCAAUCUUGUUCGGAAUCCUCCACACCCUGGGAAACUUCGGCUUGGUCAUUAUGGACACAAGCUACUUCAUAAAAGCCUUCUCUGCCUCCCCGGCCGCAGUGGUGCCAGGCUACACAAUUGGUGGCAUCGCCUACUUCGCCAUCCCCUGGGGCCUAGGAACAGUAAUGAGCUCCGUAGCCCUAGGCCUGGAGAACCAGCCCAAUUUCCCUACUUUCCCAAGACGAAUGACCACAGCCGAAGUCGGCAAUGGCCUCGUCCUUCCCUACGCCGCCAUCACGAUAGCAGGAAAAGGCGGUGCCGCAGCCGUCCUGCUUAUCACCUUCAUGGCGUGCACAUCGACCCUCUCGGCGCAGGUUAUUGGCGUCAGCUCGAUUCUUAGCUUCGAUGUCUACCGCGAGUACUUCAACAAGAAGGCCACGGAUCGGGACUUGAUCCGUGCUAGUCACUUCGGUGUCAUUUUCUUCGCUGCGUUCUCGGCCGGCUUCAGUACCAUGCUUCAUUAUGUGGGCAUUAAUCUGGGCUGGACGCUGUAUAUGCUCGGCGUCGUUACUUGUCCAGGCAUCUUCCCGAUGAUUUUCACUAUUCUCUGGCGCCGGCAGAGUAAAGAAGCUGCUAUUCUUUCACCGGUUCUGGGCCUCGCGACUGGUCUGGCCGUGUGGCUUGGUACGGCGUCGCGGUUUAGUGGCGAAGUCACUGUUGCGUCGACGGGCGAGGUUCUUCCCUGUUUGUAUGGGACUGUUGCAUCGUGCUUGUCGCCGAUCAUAUACUCUGUUUUGAUUACGGUUGUACGGCCGCAGAGGUAUGAUUGGGAUGAUUUUAAGAAGGAGAAAUUGUCGCUUGAGAAGCUCGAUGGUGAUAUGACGACUGCUCACCAUGACCAUGCUCCACAUGGAGGGGGUGUGGAGGAUUGGGGGCGUGCUGCUGUUGAUCAGAAGGAGUUGAAGCGGUGGGGGGCUAUUGCUGCUUUCUGGGCUGCGGCGACCAUUUUGGGGCAUUGGGUUAUUUGGCCGCUGCCUAUGUAUGGAUCUGGUUAUGUCUUUGGGAAGAAGUUCUAUAUCGCUUGGGUCGUGGUCGCAAUUAUCUGGCUUUGGAUCAGCAUGCUGAUUGCUAUCUUCUAUCCUAUCUUUGAUGGCGGAAUUGAGCAGAUUCGGGAUGUCUAUCGCGGACUGAGAGGCCGUAAGGUUGUCACUGAAGCUAUUCCCCGUGAUGGGAAGGGGGAUACAAGCACAUCUACUUCUGCUGGGUCUAUCAGUGACACUAAUCACGUAGGGGAAAAGCAAGGCAACAAGCCCGAAUAA
Molecule: messenger RNA, 2082 nt
Organism: Penicillium soppii
Lineage: Eukaryota; Fungi; Ascomycota; Eurotiomycetes; Eurotiales; Aspergillaceae
Product: sodium:solute symporter family protein
Exons: 12
Coding region: 1-2082 (693 amino acids)
Biological process (GO): urea transmembrane transport
Cellular component (GO): plasma membrane
Molecular function (GO): urea transmembrane transporter activity
Source: RefSeq, a predicted model, not a curated record